This is a messenger RNA of Osmerus eperlanus (European smelt), 4741 nucleotides long. RefSeq names its product nuclear body protein SP140-like protein. Gene Ontology annotation, biological process: regulation of transcription by RNA polymerase II. The record is from RefSeq and is a predicted model, not a curated record. Gene Ontology annotation, cellular component: nucleus. The transcript has 17 exons. Gene Ontology annotation, molecular function: DNA-binding transcription factor activity, RNA polymerase II-specific; protein binding; DNA binding. The coding region runs from base 186 to 2090 and encodes 634 amino acids. Lineage: Eukaryota; Metazoa; Chordata; Actinopteri; Osmeriformes; Osmeridae.
CAGUGGGUGCCAUUGCGCGGGACUCUUUUUAGCGCUUGAAAAUUGUUUAUGUUUUAGCUGUAGUAAUUGCACUUGACAAUCCACUAGAUUAUACAUCUACUGUAACGAGUUUACGGUGGUAUAAUGCAUUAAUGCGCUUAGCUACAAACGUGCCCUUUGCUUCAAAUAUAUUGGGAUAAGCAUUUAUGCGGUUUGUAAAGACGAUGGAUCCGACAGAUUUUCUAGAAGAUGAGCAACUUCUGCAGUUCCUCCACUGCAGGAAAACGGAACUGUCAGUUAUCGAAGAUCCACGUCUCUUUUUGAACCAGCUUAACGACUACAAUCUACUACCGACUGAUAUGUACGAGAAAGUGAUCCGGACGAAGAGUAAAACUCAGAGGCAGAAGAGUGUGUACGAGCUGCUGGACUGGCUGGAGAGGAGGAGACCACAGCACAUCAAGCUGUUCUGGAAGUGUGUGUUCAAGGAUCAUCUCCUUCUGCAGUAUCCCACUCUGCAGCAGCUGCGCAACAGCCUGAUGGACGGGUCGUUUACAUUCUCUGAAGAACUACCAGAAAAGGUGGAGCAGGGGAUAGAGAAGAAGAAAGCUCCUGAGGACGGAGACAAGAUAAAGAAAAAGAAGACAAGAAGAGGUGUGAGUCUGGAUGAGGAGCAGGCUGGGCCGUCGUCCCUGCACAGCCCACGCAAGAGGAAGAAAGUCCAGAAGCCAAGCUUUGGGACUCCUCUGACCAAGGGGCAGAGCAGGGACAUCUGGACCUGGGAGCUGUAUCGGACGCAGGUGCCGGUCACAUGUGGGGACAAGGAGGGUAUGCUGUACAGAGCCAAGCUGGCCAAAGGAGAGAAGUGCAUCAUAGUCAAGGACAAGUGGUUCACCCCCGCUGGCUUUGAGGAGUUCGGGGGAAUGAAGAGCUGUAGGAACUGGAAAGGUUCUAUCCGAUGUGGUGGCACCCCUCUGGACAAACUGAUACAGGAAGGUCACCUGACAUCUCCAGGCAUGACCAGAAACAGGAGCCACAGUCCAAAGAUUAAGAGAACUCUGUUUCCCAGAAGCCACUCCAAGACCUCCAUUACUGAAUCUGAAUCUGAGGAGGAGGAGAGAGAGACAGGAGAGUCCGACUCUGAAGAGGGCAGCCGUGAUGGUGGUCAACCUAAAGACUUCAAAGUGACCUGUGGGAUCAUCAGUGGAGUCUUACAUAAGUACCGUUUUGCAUCAGGGACUUGUGGGAGGAGCAUCCGUACGGAGCACAGCUGGAUGACCCCCGUGGAGUUCCUGAGGGUGGGGUCAAGCUCCUCAGAUGACUGGAGAAGAGACAUCCAGUGUGAUGGGAGACCUCUCUGCUCCCUCAUAGAGGAGGGGAGUUUGACCAUCCAUACCCGGUGUGUGUGCAGGCUCUGCAGCUCAGACCCUGAAGACCUGAAGGAACAGAGCAGUGAUGAUGACUGCUUCAUCUGCCGAGGAGACGGUAACCUGGUGAUGUGUGACACGUGUCCUCGAUCCUUUCACCAGGACUGUCACCUGCCCAGACUGGAUGACGCCUUACUGAGUAGCGAAUGUGAGUGGGUGUGUACAGUCUGUGUGUACCAGACCAGCAAAGACUGGCGCUACCCAGAAGGAAAAACCUUGCGAGAAGCUCAUUCCUGCCCCGUCUACACACACCUACUGGAAUGCCAGUAUCUCCUCAUGUAUAUGUACCAUGCAGACGAGGAGCGGGUCUUUGCUACAGAUUCCUGCCUUAAGAUUGAGGGCUACAGGCGUGUGGUCAGGACUCCCAUGUGGCUGGACAAGGUGAAGGAGAAACUCCUCAUGUAUAUGUACCAUGCAGACGAGGAGCGGGUCUUUGCUACAGAUUCCUGCCUUAAGAUUGAGGGCUACAGGCGUGUGGUCAGGACACCCAUGUGGCUGGACAAGGUGAAGGAGAAACUCCAGCAGGAACAGUACCAGACAGUUCAACACUUCAUGAUGGACCUUCUGCUCAUCUUUGACAACUGUGCCACUUUCAACAAGGAUGAUAAAAGGAUCCGUGAUGUUGGAUUCAAAUUAAGGGAUUGCUUUGAGAGGGAGUUCACUAGUGUUUUCAGGGUUCAACAGUAAACCUAUUUUAUGCACCUUUUCUUGUUUUACUAUGGGCUCAUUAAUUAAUUAAUCAAUUAUAAUCAUAAUAAUAUUUUUUUUAAAUCUAGAAUAGUUAUUAUAGUUUCCUCAGAUGAAAUCUGGGGUCUGUGUUUUAUCUCUCUUCUUUAGUCUUUAUGUCUAAAGUAUCUUUACUGCAAGAAUAAUCAUUUUUAUGAAGUCUUGUCUCACAACUGCCAAAGCACAGGAUGGGGUUCAACUACAUACAAGACAGAAGUCAUGAUAUUGUUUCUAUAACUUUAUUAAAGUAACAUUUCAGGGGGUAAUAUUUCAGUAGGGGGUCAGAUGGCUGAGCGGUAAGGGAAUUGGGCUAUUAACCCUUGUGUUAUCUUCGGGUCAUUCUGACCCAUCAGUCAUUGUGACCCACCGUCGUAUUGUGACAAAUUUACCUCAUACAAAAACAAAGUGAAGCAUUUUCUUUUAACUGUCGGGCUGUCUCAGACCCCCCACAUUGGAAUGGUUAAAAGAAAAUAAUUUGUAUUUGUUUUUGUAUUGGGUAAAAUUGGGUAAACACAACGAUGGUUCGUUAUGAACCUUUGGGUCAUGUGACCCGAAGGCAGCACGAGGGUUAAUCAGAAGGUUGCCGUUUCGAUUCCCGGCUGCGCCAAAAUGACGUUGUGUCCUUGGGCAAGGCACUUCACCCUACUUGCCUCGGGGGAAUGUCCCUGUACUUACUGUAAGUCGCUCUGGAUAAGAGCGUCUGCUAAAUGACUAAAUGUGAAUGUAACAUUCAUGUCUGAACUAAAAGGCUCAAGACGCACUUGUUCCGGGAGUACAACGGUACUUGGGAAUUAUUUGCUGGACCUGAUGUUAGUUUCCUCCAGGAACAUAAUGACUCUUAUUGAGGGACUUGUUGCUCUUGUUGGUUAGUUGUAACUGAUUUAACUUAUUUUACUCUCUGUGAAGAGGCUCACUAAACCAAAACUGUAAAAUCCCACAGCGCAGAACAUCUUUUGGCACAUCAGCCUUUUCUUUCAGGGCUUGUAAACUGUGGAACUCACUGCCCACAGAGAUUAAGAACAUUUCUGAGUUUGAUGCUUACACACAAAUUCCUUACUUUUCACACAAUUUCUGAAACCUGACACUCAAACACCAGAACCACACCUCAAAUCUGCAAAACCAUAUGCACAUUUUGGGCCUUUGACUCCGUUUUCAAUUUCAUAAAACACUUUUUGCAAAACAUAACACACAAUUCUCCAGGUAACACACAAAAUUCUAACGGGAAGCAUCUUGAUUUCCUUUGUAAAACACAACCAAUCAAAAUGCCACACUAAUUCAUCAGUGCCUUACACUAACUCCUCAAAUGUGCAAACACUCAUUGCUUUACUCAACACCAACCAAUCAUGGCUUUAGAAUAGGCCUAUAAAUAGCCUAAUUUGAGUUGAUUUACAGUGGUGGGUAUAAUUUGAACCUUUACUGUAGAAAAGAUAACAGGUAUGUAACAAUAUACUGUAAUGUACACAUGUUCUAAUGUACACAUAAUAGCUGUUUCAGCACAACACAUGGUAUACUAUACACAAACACAUAUUUUAGCACCCAUGCAUCCAUUGACUGUAGUGCACUUCUUGAUUGGUCACAGUUUGGUGGAUUACUGUAUCAUACCGUGCAACAGUACUGUGACUGUAAGAAGACAUUCUGACAAUAUUGUAGAAAUUAGUAUAUAUUACUGUAUGCUACAGUUCAUGGCACACACAGACACACCAUUCUGUAAUCACCUUUUUCAAAAUUAGGUUUGGUUUCUGUCCUACUAAACUCGUUCUUUUGUAUUGUGUAAUACUGUAUUCACAACCACAAAUGCUUAUAGUAAAAAAAUAAGUUUGUUUUCAAUCUUGUUUUCGUGUUUACCAUGAAUUUUUCAUAAUAUCUGCCAUUUACUUUCAAUCUUGUACAGAAAUGUACAAAGAAGCUCAUGAAAGAAGAGAUUUAGGUUUUGAAUAACUGUGUGUAUAUGAUAUAUCCAAAGAUGUAAUAUAAUGGCAAAAGUGUUUGCAACAUGAGACAAAUGUGUGCUUUUGAGACGUGUUUGUGAUAUUUUGAAUGCAGUGCUUCAUUUUGCAAGAGAAGCGAGGCAUUUUGCAUUUUGUGUGUGCAGUUAUUGGAUUUGUGUGUUAAGUUUUGAAAAAAAGAGGACAAGUAAAAAAAAAAUGUGUGUAAGCAUUUGAAAAAAACUGUAAGGCAUGGCUGAAGAAAAAAAACAUUUAAAAUGUUUGAACUUUUGUACUUUUUUACUUUGGAUUUUUUUAAUUGUAUAUUGUUUUUAUUGUGUGUUAUUGUAGAAAGGCCCAUCCAGGGACGGGAGUUGAAAAUUAGCACUUGCUAUAAUCUCUAUGUGCAUUACAUCAGCUGCAAACUUUGCUCUACAGCUAUGUUUAUCUGCAUUGUCCCUGUCAAAUAAAUUGUAUAAAUAAAUAUUAUUGUUGCUUGCUUUUUUACAGGUACACUCUUGCACUUUUGAGGUUCAUGUUGUUUAAUUGCAACUUGUUUAACUGCAUGCUCUUAUGAUUCUUCCCAUUGGCACUUAUUUGGUUUUUCACAAUGUAUGCUUCAUGUUUUGUCUACCCGCAAUGUUUUUGGGGCUAUCUCGUUGUUAUGAUCAUUGACCUAUGCACUUU